Messenger RNA from Apus apus (common swift), 7010 nucleotides. RefSeq names its product TBC1 domain family member 8B (gene TBC1D8B). The record is from RefSeq and is a predicted model, not a curated record. The coding region runs from base 64 to 3441 and encodes 1125 amino acids. The transcript has 21 exons. NCBI's taxonomy places the organism in Eukaryota, Metazoa, Chordata, Aves, Apodiformes, Apodidae.
AGGCGGGCUGCGGACGUGGGCGCGGGCGGGCAUGGGCGGCCGGCGGUGAGGGAGGGCAGCGCUAUGUGGCUGAAGCCCGAGGAGGUGCUGCUGAAAAAUGCCCUCAAGCUGUGGGUGCAGGAGCGCUCCAACCAGUACUUCGUGCUGCAGAGGCGGCGGGGCUACGGCGAGGAGGGCGGAGGCGGCCUGGCAGGUCUUCUCGUGGGGACGUUAGAUGCGGUGCUGGAUUCCACAUCGAAAGUCGCCCCGUUUCGCAUCCUGCAUCAGACACCAGACUCUCAAGUCUACUGGUCCAUUGCAUGUGGAUCCAGCAGAGAAGAAAUAACAGAACACUGGAACUGGUUAGAACACAAUGUUAUGAACACAUUGUCAGUAUUUGAUUCAAAUGAAGAUAUUACAAGCUUUGUCCAGGGAAAGAUAAGAGGUUUAAUUGCUGAAGAAGGAAAAAGUUCUUUUGUAAAAGAAGAAGAUCCCGAGAAGUUUCGUGAAGGUCUUAUGAAGUUUGAAAAAUGUUUUGGGUUACCAGAGCAGGAGAAGUUGGUUACCUAUUACUCAUGCAGUUACUGGAAGGGCAGAGUGCCCUGUCAAGGAUGGCUUUAUCUCAGUACCAACUUCCUUAGCUUUUACUCAUUUUUGCUGGGAGCAGAAAUCAAACUUAUUAUCUCUUGGGAUGAAAUAUCAAAACUUGAGAAGACUUCCAAUGUGAUUCUGACAGAGAGCAUUCAUGUGUGCUCCCGUGGGGAAGAUCACUAUUUUUCCAUGUUUUUGCACAUUAGUGAAACAUUUCUUCUCAUGGAGCAGCUGGCAAACUAUGCUGUUAGGAGACUUUUUGACAAGGAGACAUUUGAAAAUGACCUAGUCCUUCAUGAUCCCCUGCAGAUCACCAAGAGAGGCCUGGAGAGCCGAGCCCACAGUGAGCAGUUCAGUUCAUUCUUCAGGCUGCCCAAAGAAGAGACCCUGAAGGAAGUUCAUGAGUGCUUCUUGUGGGUUCCUUUCAGUCAUUACAACACCCAUGGGAAAAUGUGCAUUUCAGAAAACUACAUUUGCUUUGCUAGCCAGGAUGGCAGCCUGUGCAGUGUCAUCAUUCCAAUAAGAGAGGUCACAGGGGUGGAGAAGGCAGAUCCAGCCAACAGAGGAGUCAGCAUUAGUACCAGAGGAAAAACAGCUUUUCGUUUUACAGAGGUCCGAGAUUUCGAACAGCUUGUGGCAAAGCUCAGAAUGAAAUGCAAUGCAACUUCAAGUCCACAACACAUCCUAAAUACAGAGGUUACAGCUAGUUCGACCUCUGACAGUCCAAAGGAUGUUGAUGCUGGUCCGUCAAAGAUGGGUCAGAGAGAUAACAGCAAAACUGUCAUUACAGAAGCCCUGAUGACUGUCUACCAUCCUCAGGAUGCUGAGAAUCUAGACUCUAAAAUGUUGAAAGAAAAAAUGAAAGAGCAGUCCUGGAACAUCCUCUUUGUUGAACGUGGACAUGGUGUCAGUAUGUUUCGAACAAAGAAGACACGAGACCUCGUUGUGAGAGGGAUCCCCGAGGCAUUAAGAGGAGAGCUCUGGCUGCUCUUCUCAGGUGCUGUGAAUGAUAUGGCAUCCAACCCUGGUUAUUACACUGAGUUGGUGGAAAAGUCCUUAGGAACAUGCACUUUAGCUACUGAUGAAAUCGAACGAGAUUUGCGUCGCUCCUUACCUGAGCAUCCUGCUUUUCAAAGUGACACAGGAAUUUCUGCACUCAGGAGAGUUCUUACAGCUUAUGCAUACAGGAAUCCCCAGAUUGGAUAUUGUCAGGCAAUGAAUAUUUUGACAUCAGUACUUCUGCUGUAUGCCAAAGAGGAGGAGGCAUUCUGGCUCUUGGUUGCUGUGUGUGAAAGGAUGCUACCCGAUUAUUUCAAUCGUCGAAUCAUUGGUGCCUUGGUAGAUCAGGCAGUGUUUGAGGAGCUCAUCAGGGUUCACCUGCCUCAGUUGACAGACCACAUGACGGACAUGACUUUUUUCUCCUCGGUCUCUCUCUCCUGGUUCCUUACCCUUUUUAUCAGUGUGCUGCCUAUUGAAAGUGCAGUCAAUGUGGUGGACUGUUUCUUCUAUGAUGGAAUAAAGGCAGUCUUGCAGCUGGGUCUUGCAGUGCUGGAAUACAACAUGGAGAAGCUGCUGACUUGUAAGGAUGAUGCAGAAGCAGUCACUGUUCUCAACAGAUUUUUUGACAGUGUCACUAACAAAGACAGCCCUUUGCCUCCAGCUGUGCAGCAGGGCUCCAACCUCAGCCAUACCAAGAGUGACCAUCCAAAUGUGGACAUCACUGAUUUGAUCCGGGAGUCAAAUGAAAGAUAUGGUGAUAUUAGAUACGAGGAUGUUGAGAGCAUGCGCUGCAGGAACAGGCUUUAUGUGAUCCAGACAUUAGAAACUACAACCAAGCAGAAUGUGCUACGUGUUGUGUCCCAGGAUGUAAAAUUCAGUCUUAGUGAUCUUGAUGAGCUUUAUGAAUUAUUCAAGAAGGAGCACUUUCUUUCCUGUUACUGGAAUGUACAUAGUCCUGUCUUGCAACAUCAUGAUGCCAGUCUGCCAUAUCUUGAGCAGUACCGGAUCGACUGCCAGCAAUUCAGGGUUCUCUGGCAUCUCCUGAGCCCCUGGUCACACUGUGCAAACAGAGACUCCCUUGCAUUGUGGACAUUCAGACUGAUGGAUGAGAGCUCCGACUGCCUUAUCAACUUCAAACAAUUUGCCUGUGUUCUUGAUACCAUGUAUAAUGGAAGUUUCACUGACAAACUCAAGCUUCUUUUUAAGUUGCAUAUCCCUCCAGCUUUUACUGAAGUAGAAUCUCUAAGUCCUUCCAAAGGUGGUGAUCUUUCAAAAGAAGAACUGAUCCACUUCAGCCAACUCAGUGUUUCCGAUAUUGGGGAUAGCCUUGAAAGUGAUUCUUCGAAGAGCAGCCCAGAAAAAGGGAAGGGGAGGGUUGAUAUUCAGGCAUAUCUGAAGCAAUGGCAAGAUGAACUUCUUAAAAAAGAGGAAAACAUUAAGGAUUUGCCAAGAAUGAAUCAGUCUCAGUUCAUCCAGUUCUCCAAAACUCUCUACAAUCUGUUCCACGGGGAUCCUGAGGAGGAGCUGUUGUACCGGGCUAUCGCGGUGGUUACCAGCCUCCUGCUGAAGAUGGAAGAAGUUGGGAGAAGACUGCAGGUUCCCACAUCAGCAGUCAAAGGUCCAGUUGCCACGAUGGAGGUGCCUGCUGAAAUCCCCAGACCAGGGCAGGAGAAAAGCAGCGCCGAGCAGACAGAAGGCAGUGGAACACAGAGUUUGAGAGGCAGCCAUGAGUGGUCUUUUGCCUUUGAACAGAUAUUGGCAUCCUUAUUGAAUGAGCCAGCCUUGGUGAGGUUUUUUGAGAAACCUCAUGACAUAAAAGUUAAAAUAGAGAGUGCUAAAAAUUUGCAACUUAAAGCAAGAACUAGAAUGUAAUUUUCUUUACCUCUGACUCUGAAUUAACCACAUAAAUGCUUACAAAUGAAGGUUUUUACUAUGGAAAUCGAGUCUAGUGUUUGCAUAGGGAAUGGAGUUUGAAGAGUUAGCUUUUAAGAUCAGAUUACUUGUAUGUAAUGUAAAUAAGAAUAGUUAGAAGCACAAUCACUUUUCUUGCAUUGGUCAUAAGUUUCACAUUAAAAAAAAAAAAAAGAACUGAGUAAUAAACUGUCUUUACCAUGUUACUGAAAUAUGCAACAUUGCUUGGAAAUACUGGCUGUGACCUAUUUCAAACCAGUCUGAAUGCCAGCUGUUCAAGUGUGUGCUCUCCAGGCUCAUUUCCAUUACUGUGAAAAAAAGAAUGACUUCCAACCAUUUUCACUUAAAAGGAGUAUUGACAGCUUAGAGGUUGUCUUCCAGGUUAGUUUAAUUAGUUAUUUCCAAAUUUACGUCACAUGGGAUCAAAGCAGACAAAGAAUAGAGUCUCUGGUAGGUACAAGAGCAUGAGAAGAAAGUUGCUCUGCUCUCAUUUCCUCUGCUUUGUUGUUACCGGAAUUAUUUCUUUUAUUCUCCCCCAUACUCUCAGGUAUUAAUGUUUUAUAUAUAAUGUUUAUAAAGUUUUAUUGAAUGAACAGUUACUCCAGAAACUAUAUCAUAUAUGUGAGAAAUGAGAAAGCUUUUUUUGAGAAGCCGUCACAGAAUAGUUAGACUUGAUACACUAUAAUGAUGGUUUGUAUUUUUAUGCAUAGCAUAUAAAAACUAAUUUAUCCAUUCAUAUGGAUAUGUUUCUGAGGCAAAGUAGGGCAACACUGUGUUACUUUUAAAAUGCAUUUACUCAUUGUUUUCCUAAUGUUGUUUUAGAAAUAUGAAGCAGAUGAUGUUGUUCUAGUCCAGGACAUACUCAGAUAAGAAUCACACAGUGAAGAAUUCUUCUGCAAAUAGCUCUGCUGAAAUUAAUGGAGCCUCAUAAAAAUAGAUGCAGGUGCCCAACCAAGAAGCUUUUCUAGGUUUAUAACAGAUACUGUUAAUUUCAAGAAGUCAAAGCUAUGAGCUAUUUGCUAAGCAAGGUAGCACAGCAUAUAACUCAGUGUAGUUUGGUUUUUUUUGGUUGAGAGCCAAGAUGUUAAGAUCCAAAUACAGAAGAAACCUGCAAAUAUGUAUAGCUUUGUGACAAUACCUGGGUUGGUUAUACAAAAACUGAGCACCUUUUAAAAAAAAAAACAAAAAACAUUUUCUAUUAGUAUUAACCCAAGAGGCUGCAGAGCCAGUCCCAGAUAGUUGGUAGCUCUUGUCAGCUAUCAUAGCUAUGUAUAAAAAAGAGAAUAACAGAUAUAUAUAAAUAGAGUUUAAAUGAGAAGGACAACUAGUCUAAAGCUACACCAGGGGAAGUUUAGGCUAGACAGUAGGAAAAACUGUUUUUUUGAGGGACAUGUGGGCUUUGCUUGUGGCAAAGUAUCCACUGGGCCAGAGAUCCCCAUGCCAUACAGCUUUCUGGGCAUCUGAAGGCCUUGGUGAUGCAAAGAUGACCCCAGGCUCACCUCACAUUGCAUUAAGUGAGCACACUCCUGCUGCAGGAGGGCAGCUCCACGAGUAGCUGGGAAUGAAGCAGAAGUGCAGGGAAGGGGCCUGGUGGCCACAGAGCAUCUGACCCAGAAUUACUCAGCUACUUCCCAAAGGGGGACUUUCCAUUCAGAUUGUAACUUAGAAGUGUUUAGCAGUGUUUUUGAACUUUGAACAGUUCAUUCACGAACAGGAAGCAAUGUGGUUAAGUGAGUGAGUACUGAGGUGUCAUUUCACAUUUCUGUGUGGUGGUUGUUGCUUUUUUUUGUUGUUUUCCUGUAAAAAGUUUCAUGAAGGUACCAGUCUCUCCCAUUUUGGUUCAGCUGUAGGAAAUAAAAUGAAUGUGCAUUAUUCAGUAAAGAAUAGACAGUUGUAGGUAGGAUAUAGCUUGGUACAACUAGAGAUGCUGUUAAUUAAUUUUAAAAAUUGCACUACCUGCUGCAGUGUCACCAGUGUGAGUUGGCACCUACGCCGUGGUUACUUACCCUGAGACAUUCUCAGGGGCCGUUACUGCACAGUCCUGAAGUCUCAAUGCCUUUAUAUUCACUAGCCCUGGGGGGUGGCCAGCAGAGCUGCCAUGGCCCCUCAGUCUUGUGUGCUGCUCCUGGAGCCUGUCACCAGUCCCUGUGCUCCAGGUGAACAAUGGCAGCUCUGACCACCAUGAGGAUCUGGAUGCUGGACAUCUUUGUGUGCCCAGUUCAGGGCUUGAACACACCAGGCGAGGGAAGUGCUCAGCUAAUGGUAAUAAAAAUACAGACCUGUUCCAUGAUGAGGGAGAACUGCUUGUAAUUGAACUGGAAGCAUUUCCCAGGACAUGGAAAUGGGCCCUGCCAUGUGAUUCAGAAAAAGCACUCUCAUUCCUAAAACAAGCUACUUGUUCAUCACUCCUGGUUAGAUAAUAACAUCUUUUGAGAAGAGUUUGCUACCAGAGUGACUAAGAAACAGCUGUGUGUUGAUUUUACCAGAAGUUUCUCAUACAGUUGUACCAUACAAGGCUCUUGAUUGCAAUUACAGUUGUUAUCCAGACUAAAACACAAAGAAAUAUUCCAGUUUGUUUCCAGAAAAUUAGGCUGGUUUAUCUUUUUUGCUACAGCUUUGUCACUUUACCAAGAAGGCAACACAUGUUUGUGUUGGCAGGUUGGCUUUUUCUACAAUGUAUUGUAUACAGAACUACUGUAAGACAAAUGGGGUGUUGAAUAAAAAUUUGUUUCACUUAAGGAAAAAAACAAAUAAUCUGUGUUUGAGGCACUAUUAUUUCUCUUGAUGGACUAUUUCAGACUUUCCUUCAUGGGCAUCAAUCAUGCUAAAGCCAUGUUUCAUCAGUGCUUUCCAAAGGGAGGCCCAAGCCAAAAAACCAUGGUAGGAUACCAAGUGCCUCAGAAGCAGAGGAAAAAAAUGAAGAGGAGACCCAGAUUUUGAAGCCUGGGACCAGUUUAGCUUUGCCUGCAGCCUGAGCAAGUUAGCCCAGGAAGAGUAACAUCCCAAAUAAAACAUACACAGUGUGCAGACACGUCUACCCUGCCCUAAUGCCUUCUCCUUUCUGAUUCAUGCAUUGCCCCACUGCUUCUGGGAUCGGUCAUGGAAAUGCCAGUCGCCUUCUUGGGCCCCAUCCCUUCAGCUGCUCAUACACAUCUAUACCUGACAGCUGCUGCUCUUGUGCCUCCUGGAGAGCAAGGAGCAGAUUUUGAUUCCCAGUGGACACGUAUCACCCAGGGAAUAAAACCAGUUUAUGUUGUGUAAGAGGUCUUACAAGUGUUCUUUUUAUUUCUUUUUUUGUUUGUUUGUUUUAAAAUACUAUGUACAAUCUGUUUAAAGCUUGUCAAAAUGCACAGACUCCCAUUCAGUGGAACAGUGCAGGGACAUAUAGAUUCAAGACAAGAAUAAAAUCUUUACUGUUCAUCUUCAUAAGACACUUCCUUUUUCCAUUACAAAAUACUUUAAAGAAUAGUAACAUUUAUAAAUGUAUCUAUAUUUAACAUCAUAUAAAAUAAACCAAGAUUUAUACUCAA